GCAAUGAUCGUACAUUUAAGAGCCUUGGAGAUGAGCAUCUACUUAGCAAGAAGCUAAAAAAUUUUAGUGAUUUAGCAUGUGAAAGACGAAUCAAGUUUAUUAAUGAAACUUUCAAAGAAAACAGGCCAAAUCAUUCGCUGCGACCAAUACCUGUUACUGCUCAAGAGGAAGCAGCUGCUAUAGAUGAAGCAAAUAUGUCGAAAGAAGAGCUUCUAUUAAUUAUUAAUUUAUUGCUAAAUUCAGUUAAUAUUUCAGAUCGUCCAAAGUAUCGUGGGUUAAAGCAAAAAAAUCGUGCUCAAUUACGAGAGAUCUUACAAAAUAUUAGAGACCUUCAUAAUGAGCAAGAUGAACCUGAAGAUGAAAUAGAACUUGAAA
Dentiscutata heterogama is the source of this 375-nucleotide messenger RNA. The record is from the annotation of a GenBank genome assembly. NCBI's taxonomy places the organism in Eukaryota, Fungi, Glomeromycota, Glomeromycetes, Diversisporales, Gigasporaceae.